CUUACUUCGAAUAAGCUGCAGUAAUACUAUUACAAUUACUGAAAUAACUUCGGCGACACUGCGACUGGCGGCCAUAACCGUUGACUGCGAGCCUUGACUCGCGGACAUUACUUGAAUCCAUAUGGAUGUCGCACUUCGCAUGUUUUUGGGGGCAGCAGUGGAAGCAUCACCGCUUGAAUAGGGUGCAGCAUCGGCCGCACCUAGACCCGAAUUAAUAUCCCAUUUCUUAGCAAGCAUUACCUCUAGGCCAUCCGUAUGCCACCAAAGGCACGGCGCGCGACAGCUGCGGCGCAGACGGCUGCCAGAAGCCCUCCCGCUGCAGUCCCACACAGCAUUGCACAUGCCGCAACGUGCCUUCUGCAUGGACUUCACAACCCUGGCAUCGACGAAAAAGACAGCAGUUAUACCCGCAGGAAGGUUGCUGUUCAGGCCCUAAACGACCUGCAGAGUUACCAUGCUAAGCGGAAGACAUCCGGCGCUCAAGGCUGCGGCCGGUCACUGCUAUAUUUAGCGGCUAGCACCGACCGUCGCACGACAUCUGGGUUGCUGGCCCUGUUUGCGCUUGCGCUGCGCAAGUCCUCGUCCAACGGCUCGAUGGCUACCGGCAGCAGCCCCACAUCAGCAGCCAACAGCGCACCGAUGUCAUCAGCUGCCGUUCCUGCAGGCAUGUUUGAAUCAAGCUUGAAUCUCACAGACGAGGAAUUCAUCAGCGCGCGACGAUUGCUGGCAAAAGACGUUGCCCUGCUUUGCGGUCUGCCAGACCCGCAACCGACAAGCGACAACCCUUCACCGCCGCCCUCGACACCUCUGCCUCUCGAAACCCUGGAGCCAAUACUGCGCGCACUCCUGACUGCCGAUACACUUCCGUGCUACAGCCGUCUGAUAUCCGCAUCGUAUCAGGAGCUACAGCAAGCACCAGCCGGCCCUUCGUCCCGUGUCGUCCGGGACGCUUUCGAUCUGCUUCAAGAGCUAGGAGAACUCCUGAUGGGCCUUACCCUCGCAGUCAAGCGCUACAGCUUUUCUCCUCCUCUGCCGCGGCUUCCCGCCUCCGGGACGACUGUCGCUAUGAGUCCAAUCAGUUCCAACACAGCAGUGCAAGGCACCGAGUGUCGUGCCGCGCCUAGUGGGCAGGAGGCUAGGGGUUCUAGCACCGGAGGCGGCGCAUGCAACAUGAGUAGCAUCAGCGGUGGCAGCGGCAGCGGUGGCAGCUUUGCUGCUUCCUCCAGCGUGGUGCAGCUCUUCCACUCUCAGCUGCAAAACAGUAACCUGCUAGAGCAUGUGACGCGGCUGUUGCUGCAUGCGGCGACCCAUGCAGGCAGCAGCAGCAGCGCUGCCGGCGGCCCGCCAACCCCUCAGCGUCAGCAAGCGCAGCAGCUGCUGCAGUUGCGGCAGGGGCAGCUAAGGCAGGCCGUAAGUCUCAUGCGCGGCCUCGCAACCCUGCUGGAGGUAUUGCCGGUGGGAGCGGAAGCGUUGUCGCCGCUGCCGCCGCCACUGGUGCCGCCAUCUUCGUUGCCAAAGGCGGCAACAUGCGACUCGGGACCCCGGCUCAAUAACGGUUUGCCGAACACUUUGCCGUACACAGCCUCGGCUGACGCGCUGUCGUACACUCUGCCGCACUCCCUGCCGUUCUCGGCCGCCUCCGGCCCCUGCGUGCAGUGGCUGCUGCUGAGCCACACGGUGCAGCUCUGCGCCGCUGCGGAGGAGGGCCACGGUGAGAGAGACGGGGACGGAGGUGGCAAACUGUACGGCAUACCUGCAGACGCACUGCAGCUGCCCCUUUGGGGCGAGGAUCACCAGAGCGGCAGCUGCAGCGGGCUGGUUCAGGUGCGGGUGCCGCCACCGCCGCCGCGGCCCCCGGCGAGCUCCUCACCCACCGCCGAGGGAGGUCAAGGCGGUCAGCAAAGGACGCAGGAAGAGCCGGCGAAGGGAGAAGCUUCUGGAGGCAGCCGACAGUCGAAGCGCAAGGGCGGAGGGGGUGCUAACGCUGCGGGGGCUCCCGGGGCGCAGCCGCCGCUGGCGGUAUCUCCGGAGCUUGUGCUGUGCGCGCUGCGCCUGUGGCGGGUCCCCUUGGGUCUGGAGAGAGCUGCAGCGCACCAGCAGCUACCCGACCACCAUCCCUGGCACCUCUCAAGCGUACCCAGCGCAGACCCGCAGCGGCUGCCGCAGCUCCAGCCGCGCAUGCUGAAGCCCCACAUGUUGCACCGCAUGUGCAUGCGACUCGCGCGGCUGGGAGAGCGCCAGUGGUGCGCGCUGGCUGCCCCAGCUGGCGAAGCAGCAGCAGCAGCUGCACCGGCGGCGGCGGCGGCAGGGCAGUUGAGAGGUGGUAAAGCGGCCCGCGCCGCCUGCACGCAGCAGCAGGCUUCUCAGGUCCGCUUGGCCGAUGCGCCUUUGGUCGAGCUCGUGGUGGAGGCCCUGCGGACGAGUCGACAGGUACUUCGUCCCUACUGGGAUGUUCGGCAGCCUUGCUCAUCUGCACCCGUAUCCGCAACCUCCGCCGCCUCAACCUCAGCACCUUCAGCACCACCUUCGACUCCCUCUGCUGCAGCUUCUGCGGCGAUGUCGCAGCGGGAGCAGCAGCACCCGUCCGAUGCCAUGCGGUGGCGUGUUGGGGAGUGGUGGACGGUUCUGUGCGCGCAGCUGCGGGGGCUCGCAACGGCAGCGUCUUGCUCAUCCUCCUCGUCAUCUGUGUCGUACGUGGAUUCGGCAACGAGCCUGUUGGCGCUGGUACGGCUGGAGAGCGGCAGCAGCAGCGGCAGCAGCAGCUGGCGGGGGAAGGCGCAUGGGAGCGGUGGCGCUGUGGGAGGAGCAGGCCUCCUCUGCAUCCCGCCGGCACCCUCCUCCCUGGACGUCUCCGCUGCCCUGUCUGCCGGCCUGCCAGAUGCAGUGGAAGCCCUCCUCCGCAGCACUGCCCGACUGCUCCCCCGAGAGCCGCGCUUUCUGGUUGCCGCCCUGGGGCCCCUCCUAGGCAAUCCCACGCUGUGCCGGCAGACGCUAGCCUUCGCCGACCCACAUCAGGUGGCAGCACUCAUGGUCACGACGGCAAAGGUACUGCGAGUCCUGGCGGCCAAAUGGCGUACGGCAGGUGCUAAGACCGAUGUGGGUCGUACGAAGGACGAGAAGCAACAGGCGUCGGCUGCUGGCGGCAGCAGCAGUAGCAGCGGUGAUGGGAAGGUGGUUCCGGAUUGGCUACGACAUGCGUGGGAGGGUCUGGCGGCGGUUGGGCCGUUGCUAGCAAUGGGCGCUGGGGAGGCGUGGCUAGAGGGGGAUGCAUAUGAUGUGAGUUGGACGUAUGGUGGCAAGAAAGCGGACGUCUUCGGCGCUGCUAUUGAGGGUGGCGGCAACAGCAACGUCAAACCUGUGACCGCUGCUGCGGUCCGUAGCAGCAGCGAAGGACAACGAAGCCGGGAUGGUGGUGAAGCGCAUGAAAUCUGCAGCAGCGGCGGCGGCGGCGGCGGUGACGGCCGCGCUACCGAUGUCAUGAGCUGCAGCAGCAGUAACCCAGCCCACAGCAGCGACAACAGAAGCAGCAGCAGUGGCAGCGAAGUUGCAGCUGCUGACACUGGCCCCGAGCCCAAUGACGAGCACGCCAGAAGCAGCGGUCAUGCCUCCGGCAACCCUUCAUGCCAGGACCCACCCCAGCCAGAAAGCAGUACGGCAAUUACCAGCCAAGACGACGCAAGCGGUUCUCCUGCGGUCGUGACCCAUGGGUCGGUACCAGCCCAUGGGUCCAUGGCUGCCGCAACACGCGCUGCGCUACCUCAUGUCACGCAGAUGAUGCAGCUCCUGGCAUUCGCAGCAGUGCACCUGCUUCCGGAUGCGCUGAAGGCAGCCAACGCGCUGUUUGAGUGCAAUCCGGAUGCAAUCAACGUCCUGCCGCCGGCCCAACGCUGUUUGGAGUUCUUAUCGGCGGGUGUUGGAAUGGUUGCGGAUAACGGGGUAAUGCCAUUGCUGGCUGAGCCAGGUGCGCGCCGCGACGGCGACGAUGGUGGCGGUGGCGGAGGAGCAGUGGCGGCGGAGGGGCGGGGCAGGGCAGCAGGCGGCGUCGAGGGGGGCUUGCGUGGUGAGGCCGCGGCAGGGGCUGAUGAGCCGGCGGCGGAGACUGCCGACGGCAGCGGCGUGGCAGCGGUGGCGGCGAUGGCAUCAGCGGAAUGGCGCCGGGUGUUAGUGUGCAUGGACUCUCUAGACCUCGCAUUCCGGCACAUCGAAGUUCCUCGCAUUUCACAACUCGACGAUCAGAUGCUUUUGGACUUUGUGAACGAACAUGGGUUACAGGCCUUAGAGGAUCAAUGGGCCCGCAAAAUAGGCAAGCCGGAUCGCCAAGGCGGCCGGAGACGUAACCUGCUGGUAAUCAGAGUGUUCUCGUCGCAGGUUGAAAACGCUGAAGCGUGCAAUGGUGGCAGCUGCUCCGCCAAGGAGACCGUGGAACGCUUAAUCGCUUGCAAGGAAGGAACGGAGCCUGACUGGCCAUACGGGAGGCCCCCGUGGGAAGACGUCUGCACGCGGCUGGAAGCUCUAAUUGCGGACCUCAGGGUUUGUCUGUCUGAAGCCAGCAGCUCGGGCUCUCGCGGCCCACCUGCAGGUGGCUCCGGCUCCGCUGCUGCUGCUGCUGCGAUCCCAGAGCCCCCACCGGCCGCGUCCUCCCCACCGCCGUCACAAUCGCCAACAACCAAGCAACCAGGCCCGCUUGACCCCAGCAACAGUAAUGGUGACAGCAACGAUGGUGGUAUCGAUAGUGGUGGUGAUGACGCCUCCAUGCAACCCGAACUGCUGAUGAGGCCGGAUGGCACGCUGGUCCUGCCUGCUCCCAGCACGCUGCGGUGGCUCCUGAGCCCCUGCUCGAAUCCCGGCUGCAUCAACUGCAGCGGAAACAGCGAGGCGGUUCUGAUGGCGGGUGGUGGGAGCGAGGCAUGUGGCGGGGGUUGUGGGGCGGUGAGGUAUUGUAGCACGGUGUGUCGGAAUGCACACUGGGCUUCGG
Messenger RNA from Astrephomene gubernaculifera, 4975 nucleotides. NCBI's taxonomy places the organism in Eukaryota, Viridiplantae, Chlorophyta, Chlorophyceae, Chlamydomonadales, Astrephomenaceae. The record is from the annotation of a GenBank genome assembly.